Scomber scombrus (Atlantic mackerel) is the source of this 1938-nucleotide messenger RNA. RefSeq names its product tripartite motif-containing protein 16-like. The record is from RefSeq and is a predicted model, not a curated record. Lineage: Eukaryota; Metazoa; Chordata; Actinopteri; Scombriformes; Scombridae. Bases 1 to 1938 code for a protein of 645 amino acids. Gene Ontology annotation, molecular function: zinc ion binding; protein binding. The transcript is spliced from 3 exons.
AUGGCGCAGAAAGAUCAACUGGACCAAGAAACUUUCUCUUGUUCGAUCUGUCUGGAUCUACUGAAGGAUCCAGUGACUAUUUCCUGUGGACACAGCUACUGCAAGAGCUGCAUUAAAUCACACUGGGAUGGAGAGGAUCAGAGGAAGAUCUACAGCUGCCCUCAGUGCAGACAGACCUUCAAACCGAGGCCUGUCCUGAAGAAAAACAUCAUGUUAGCAGCUUUAGUGGAACAGCUGAAGAAGACUGGACUCCAAGCUGUUCCUGCUGAUCACUGCUAUGCUGGACCUGAAGAUGUGGCCUGUGAUGUCUGCACUGGGAGGAAGCUGAAAGCCUUCAAGUCCUGUCUGACAUGUUCAGCCUCUUACUGUGAGAAUCACCUCCAGUCUCACUUUGAAUCAACCAAAUUAAAGAAACACAAGCUGGUGGAGCCCUCGGAGAAGCUCCAGGAGAACAUCUGCUCUCGUCAUAAUGAGGUGAUGAAGAUGUUCUGCCGUACAGAUAAGAAGUGUAUCUGUUAUCGCUGCUCUGUGGAGUAUCAUAAAGGCCACAACACAGUCUCAGCUGCAGCAGAAAGGACUAAGAGGCAGAGAGAGCUCGAGGUGAGUCGACUAAACAUCCAGCAGAGAAUCCAGCACAGAGAGAAAGAUGUGAAGCUGCUUCAACAGGAGGUGGAGGCCGUCAGUCUCUCUGCUGAUAAAGCAGUGGAGGACAGUGAGGAGAUCUUCACUCAGCUGAUCCGUCUCCUCCAGAAAAGAAGGUCUGAUGUGAAGCGGCAGAUCAGAUCCCAGCAGGAAACUGAAGUGAGUGGAGUCAAAGAGCUUCAGGAGAAGCUGCAGCAGGAGAUCACUGAGCUGAAGAGGAAAGACGCUGAACUGAAGCAGCUCUCACACACAGAGGAUCACAACCAGUUUCUACACAACUACCCCUCAGUGUCACAACUCAGAGAACCUACAGACUCAUCCAGCAUCAAUAUCCGUCCUCUGAGAUACUUUGAGGAUGUGACAGCAGCUGUGUCAGAGCUCAGAGAUAAACUACAGGACAUCCUGAGGGAGGAAUGGACAAACAUCUCACUGACAGUGACUGAAGUGGACGUUUUACUGUCACAACCAGAACCAGAGCCCAAGACCAGAGCUGAGUUCUUAAAAUAUUCAUGUGAAAUCACUCUGGAUCCGAAUACAGCACAUAGACAGCUGUUAUUAUCUGAUUGGAACAGAAAAGCAGAACGAAUGGAUCAACCACUUUAUUAUCCUCGUCACCCAGACAGAUUCACAAAAUAUUAUCAGGUCCUGAGUAGAGAGAGUCUGACUGGACGUUGUUACUGGGAGGUGAAGUGGAGAGGAGAAGGAGCAGCAGCUGGUGUAGCAGUCGCAUACGAUGAUAUCAGCAGAACAGGCCAUGAAUCGGGAUUUGGACGUAAUGACAAAUCUUGGUCUUUAGUUUGUGAUACUGACGGUCCUAUAUUUUUAUUAAACGAGAUCGAAAUUCCCAUCUUACAUUAUGUUUCCUCCAGAGUCGGAGUGUACCUGGAUCACAGAGCAGGUAUUCUGUCCUUCUACAGCGUCACUGGAACCAUGACUCUCCUCAACAGAAUCCAGACCACAUUCACUCAGCCUCUCUAUGCUGGACUUUGGGUUGUACCGAAACACAUCCAAACAGCCAAGAGACGGAUCUCACAUCAGGCCUCGUGGUUCCUGUUCUUCACCCGCAUCCCAUUUCCUCUCUCCUACAGUCCUCGGUCCCACAACAUCAAACCUGAUGCUUUGUCUCACCAGAUCCAGGGGGGAAGCGGAUUCUGGCACCGGGCCCGACUCCCCCCUCCUUGUUCCCUGUGUGGUCACAACCUUGACCUGGCUCUGAGGUCUGAUGUGCUCCAGUGGGCCCAUGCCUCCAAGUUCACCUGCCACCUGGGAACCCAUGAGAAUCUAGAGAACCCAUGA